This is a messenger RNA of Nerophis lumbriciformis (worm pipefish), 2466 nucleotides long. It is a transcript of the gene tgfbi, whose product is annotated as transforming growth factor, beta-induced. Gene Ontology annotation, molecular function: cell adhesion molecule binding. Gene Ontology annotation, cellular component: extracellular matrix. The record is from RefSeq and is a predicted model, not a curated record. Gene Ontology annotation, biological process: cell adhesion; extracellular matrix organization. NCBI's taxonomy places the organism in Eukaryota, Metazoa, Chordata, Actinopteri, Syngnathiformes, Syngnathidae.
AGGAAAGAAGAAGAAAACACGUGGAGGAGAAGAAAAAAGGUGAAGAAGAAGAAAAAAGGUGAAGAAGAAGAGGAAGGAGAAACGUGUAGAAGAAGAAGAAGAAGAAAACGUGCAGAAGAAGAAAGACAAGAAACGUGUAGAACAAAAAAGGUGAAGAAGGAGAAGAAAAGGUGAAGGAAGGACAAGAAGAAGGAAAGAAAGAAGAAGGUGUUGAGUGAAAAUGAAAGAAUGUGUGCUGCUGGUGCUUGUGAUGUGGAGCUUGUGUGCGGCCAGGUCUCCUUACCAGGCGGUGUUGACUCACAGCAGGAUCCGAGGACGCCAGCAAGGGCCCAACGUGUGUGCCAUGCAGCAGCUCAAGGGCACUGACAAGAAGUACUUCACCAACUGCAAGCAGUGGUACCAUCGCAAGAUCUGUAACAAACCCACGGUGAUCACCUACGAAUGUUGUCCGGGGUACGAGAAGAUUCCUGGAGAGAGGGGCUGCCCUGCAACGCUGCCCCUGGUGAACAUCUACAACACGUUGGGGGCGGUGGGCGCCACCACCACCCAGAUGUACUCAGAGCGAGCCAACCUGCGGGAGGAGAUCCAAGGUCCCGGGAGCUUCACCUUCUUUGCUCCCAGCAACGAGGCCUGGGCUGCGCUGCCCAUGGAGAUCCUGGAUGCGCUGGUGAGCAACGUCAACAUCGAGCUCCUCAACGCUCUCCACUAUCACAUGGUCAACCGCAGACUGACCUCUGAGGAGCUCAAACAUGGCUCCUCCUUCCCCUCCAUGUACCAAGACUUCCACGUGCACCUGCAACACUACUCCAACGGGAUCGUGACGGUGAACUGCGCCCGGCUGAUCAAAGCCGACCAGCACGCCACCAACGGGAUCGUGCACGUGGUGGACCGCGUGAUCACAGCCAUUUCCAACAACGUGCACGUUCUCAUCGACGUGGACGACGACCUGGAGACCCUGCGUACGGCCAUUGCGGCCGCCGGUCUCACCAGUAUUUUGGAGAGCGAGGGUCAGUACACCAUCUUUGCUCCUACCAACGAGGCCUUCGAGAAGAUUCCUCCAGAAACCUUAAACAGGAUCUUGGGGGACCCCGUGUCUCUUCGAGACCUGCUCAACUACCACAUCCUGAAGAACAUGCGCUGUGCGGAGUCCAUCGUGUCGGGGACGCCCAUGGAGACGCUGCAGGGCACGGUUCUGGAAGUGGGAUGUGACGGAAAGGAGAUAACUCUGAACGGGAAGGCCAUCAUCACCAAGAAGGACCAGCUCGGAACCAACGGGGUCAUCCAUUACAUCAACCAACUGCUCAUCCCGGACUCAGCAAAAACUCUGCUGGAGCUAACAGAAAGCUCCAAUGUUGCUACGGCGACCAGAAUGUUUGUGGAGGCGGGUCUGAGCCCACAACUGAAGGGCUCCCAACCUUUGACCGUGCUGGCACCUGUGGACCAGGCCUUCACAGCAGGUGGGAGCAGCAUGGCCGACAUCAGCAAGGUGAUGAGCAACCACAUCGUGAAGGGGCAGCUGUCCUCCAAGUCCUUGUAUCACAACCAGGAGCUGCAGACGCUGGGAGAUGUUACACUUCGAGUCUUUGUCUACAGAAAUAACUUGUGCAUCGAGAACGCCUGCCUCGCCGCCCACGACAAGACGGGGCGCUACGGGACCAUGUUGACCGUGGACAAAGUGGUGACUCCGCCCAUGGGAACUGUCAUGGACGUCUUGAAGGCGGACGAGCGCUUCAGCGUCCUGGUUGGAGCCAUCCAGACGGCCGGAAUGACGGAGCUGCUCAACCAGCCCGGAGCGUUGACCUUCUUCGCCCCCACCAACAACGCCUUCGAUGCCCUGCCGCAGACAGAAGUCAGCCAGAUGAUGCGAAACAGCCAGCAGCUGGCGGCCACCCUCAGAUACCAUCUCGGCGACGGGAUGCUGGUCAGCGGCGGGGUAGGCUCUCACACCCGAGUCAAACCUCUGCAGGGUGACAUGUUGGAGCUGGGCGUGAAAAACUACACGGUCUUUGUCAACCGAGUGGCGGUGGCGCACGCCGACCUGAUGGCCACCAACGGCGUGGUUCACGGCGUGGACAGCAUGGUCAAGCCGCUGCCUCCCAAGGUGGACCCGGAACAAGCUGACGGGCCGGCCAGGCAAUCAGACGUGGGAAGCUUCAGGAAUGACGCCCUUUUCCUCAAGGUCGUGCAGAGCGGCUCCAGCAGGACCAUGAGCAGCAGGCCAGAUGUUUAAAGGUCACGUCUUUGUUUACUUUCCCUGGAAUCAUCUGCUCGGUUUCUUGGCAGACAAUUUGACACUGAGCAGAGACACCUGGUGGAAGAAUAAAAACGUGAGUUCUAAAGGCCAACUGAAGCAAUUGAGGACUUAAACAAACCUUAAAGUUGAAUAUAAGCACAUUCUUUACUGGCAGCAACGUUGCUAACUGCUCACCAACAUGCGCUUUGCUACUUCUCUUAUUUUGUCAACUC